AGGUGGGAGGGGAAGUUACGACGUAGUAGCGACCCAGUCAGUCAGUCAGUCAGUGAACCAAGUUUCCAGCGACUCAGCCAUCACGGUCUGAAACUUUUUUUGUGUGUGUGACAUGAACUCACUCGGCGGCUGCGGGCGGGAUUUGUGCGGUGAUAGCAGGCCGUGAUCGUGUAUUUUUAUUCGGGGGGGUGGGGGUGGGGGGCUCGGUCCGGUCGGCCCGGUGCUCCGGAGAAGCUGAAUAUGGGUCAGACUGCUGUGUCUGCCGUGUCUCAGCCUGCGAGCGUUGAUGGGUUGGAGAAAUCAUCAUCGCUGGCCAGUUGUGACGUGGUGGUGGACAGCGCCACCAAUACUGCAUCACGGCAGCAGCGAGGCAAGCUGUCGUCACUAGGAAAACUGUUCAAACCCUGGAAGUGGAGGAAAAAGAAGACCAGUGACAAGUUCCAGGAUCUUUCUAAAGUCCUAGAGAGAAAAAUCUCCACCAGACAAACGAGGGAGGAGCUCAUCAGGAAAGGAGUUCUCAUUGCUGACCAAGAUGAAUCAAUCAGCAGUGAAAAUCUGAACGGCCAUGCCACAUCUAGUGUGACAUCAGAGGAGGUCAAAGUUCACAUUGAGUCUUCAGAAACACCGCUGGAGGAACAGGCCACCGGGCCUGCCAGCACUGAGGACAAAACAGAGAGAUGUGAUACUAAACCCCUCGCCCGGGCUAACCAAGUGCGACCUCGAGAAGCUCAAGCUAAAAAACAGCAAAGUGCCACUCUGCCCACCUCUUCCAAACCUGUGGGUGGCACUGCAGCCACAACCAGGCACAGAGAUGGUGCCUCUGGGACUAAAAAGACAGCUAAAACCACAGGCAAGACAGGCUCAUCCACUCAAGCUAAAGCUAACCCGCGGAGCACUAACAACACUAGUCAUGGGAUUGCCAAAUCUUCCCAUCCGAAGAAGACAGGAUGUACAACAAAAACCACCCCUGCCUCCACCUCCACCCCUCGUUCUCGUGCGUCUAAGGAGGCUGCAGCACAGACUGGUGGAACAGAUGCAAGGACCAACCGGAAAACAGAUACUCCCACCUCUUCCUCUGUACCGCAAAAGGCCUCAGCAGAGACUCCUAGCCCGCCUGGGGAGUUAAAGUCCUCGCCACUUUCCUCAGACACCAAGCCUGCCUCCUCUAAAGCCUCAGGCAAUGAGGCAGCGGGAACUCCACCUGGUCUAGAGCCUAAAUCUGUUCCCAAGACCUCCACUGCGGGUGAGGAAGGUAUGGCUCCUGAACCCAUAGUCCAGUCUCCCCAUAUCAACACUGCUACAGAGGACACUUCCUUCACAGAGGGAGAGACAGACAGCAGCUCACAGGGGGAGAAACAGGGGACAACGGGAGGGAAGGGAGGAGAAGAAGAAAAGAAGAACAGAGAAACAGAGUCUGCUAUGGAGAACAUCCCAAGGUCAGCAGAGCGCCAAUGUGAAAAGCCAAAGGGCCUCAGUGUAAACACGGAACAUGCCAAGGUGACGGUGAUCCCUGAUAGGCCGAGAGACAGCCAAACUAGUGACUCUGAUUCUGACGGACCAAUCCUGUACCGCAAUGAGGAGGAAGAAGAUGAGGAGGAAGACGAGUACACAAACAGCAAUCUGGCUAUUAAGGUCAGCCGACGAGACACCCUGAACAUCAAGCUGAGGAACCGACCUAGUAAGAAAGAGCUGGAGGAGAAAAACAUUCUGCCACGGAGCUCUUUGACAGAGAGACAUGAGCUCCGCCAACAAAUAGGCUGCAAACUAGUCAGGCGCCUGAGCCAAAGACCCACCACAGAGGAGCUGGAGCAAAGAAACAUCCUCAAGCAAAAGAAUGAAGCAGAGGAGCAAGAAGCCAAACAAGAGAUCAAAAGAAGACUCUCCAGAAAGCUGAGUGUGAGGCCUACAGUGGCAGAACUCGUUGCUCGCAGGAUCCUGCGUUUUAAUGAGUAUGUGGAGGUAACAGACGCCAAGGAUUAUGACCGGCGGGCAGACAAACCCUGGACACGGCUUACUCCUGCUGACAAGGCUGCUAUCCGUAAGGAGCUGAAUGAGUUUAAGAGCCGAGAGAUGGAGGUUCAUGAAGACAGCAAACAGUUCACCAGAUUCCAUCGGCCGUAAGCGCUCUCGCUGCCAGCUGGACGUCAGCACUACAAGCUCUCUGGUCCACAGCUUUCAGCAGUCUCCCAGCCCUCCAGACCCUCAGUACACAGCUCGGUCCACUUUGUUUUGGGAUCGUUUUGCGCCUGAUAAUAUGUAUUGCUGUCUAUAGUGACAGCUACAGGUGUGUCUUAAGGCCUUGGCCAUCCAUGGACACCAGUGAAACAUUUGCACAUAUCUAUAGUCAGAACAGUGGUGUGUAUAGCGCUCUGAUUAGAACCAUUUAUUUAUUAUAGAUGGCCAGAACUUGCUGGAAUAUGAUGUUUUUUGCUUGUUUGUUUUUUGGUUCACUUCAGGCCUUGGUUCCAGGGAGGAAAAAUGGGCAAAAUUACCCUUGUAUUAGUGAAUGUGGCUUGGUUGUACUAAAGAGUUUGUGUACUUGCCAAGAUAUGCCUUUCAUAAACUGCCAAAUGGCCAUAUAUGGGCAUCCUCCUAAAACAGGAAAUGGGAGUGAUUGGAUGGUUGCAUGCUGAUGUCAGUGCCUAUGUCAUAGAUCAGAGGGGAGGAGAGGCAGUUUGUUCUGCUUCGAUGUGCCUCUUGGAGCUGAAUUUGAAAUACUGCAGUUAAUUCUAAGACUUAUUUAAAGUAUAUUGCCACUAGAGGGCAUUAUAUCAUAAGAGUUAUAGACUAUAAGGACAAAGAUGUGUAAGUAGAUGAAGAAUAACCUGCAAGUGUUAUAUUUAUAACUGCUUAAGCUGAGGGGUCGGUGGACACCUGAGGCUCUAAUAGUGAAGUGCAAUGGAAAUUACUCCAAUUCUAGCCAAUGCUAAUCCUUCAGCACUCUUCCUGAUGAUACAUGGUGAUCAUGUACCAUCAUAUAUCCUGUGUUGAGUUAUUAAGUGCAAACCUCUGGUCAAAAAGUGCUGGACUUGCUGUUUAGAGGAUCUACUUUUCAAGCCUUGGCUUCAGUUUUUCAUUUUAGGCUUUUGGCUGGAGCUCUUACUCAGAGUGACUUGGUGCCAAAGAAAAAGCAGGAGUUUGACUGUAUGUUGGUCUUCUUAUUUGAAAGUUUACAGGUUGGAUUUUGUUGGGCAGAUUUCAUAUAAAGGUUUGAUGAAUAGACAACAUGCACUGAGAGUUUCACCACUGAAGCAAUCAACAGGCCACUUGCCUGCCUAGCCUGUGAUAGAUACGUAAGGAGAGACUUGCUGACAAGAAGCCCUUCUACACCUUGUCCUAACAUGCACUUGAAUCCAACAGUAAAGAGCUGUUUUAUCAACACACAGUUUGACUUCUCUUUUGGCUCCCAACCUGAGAAAUUAAAGGAAUUGGUCAACUUUUUGGGAAAUAUACAAGAACAAUUAGUCGAUGAAUUGAUUAGUCGAUCAACAGAAAAUUUAUCUGCAACUAUUGUCAUAGUCGAAUAGUUUAAGCAAAACACCGUCUUAUUUUUAAGCAAAAAUGUGCUGCACAGGUGGUCAUAUAUGACAUUAAACUGAAUACCGUUGGGAUUUGGACUAGUGGUCGGAUAAAACAAGCAAUUUUAUAGAUGAAACGAUUCAUCAAUUAAUAGAGAAAAUAAUCAGCAGUCAAAGUAAUCGUUAGUUGCAGCGCUAAAAGGCAGGUGAUUAGCUUAGCAUAAAGACUGAAAACAGGGGGAAACAGCUAGCCUGGCUCUUCACAUUUUGUUUUUUGUCAUUAAAAAAAUGCGAUGUUUAUUAAGGUAGGCGCAGAUAGACUUUCUUCUUCUUUUUUUACCUUUGAACAGUCAGGCUAGCUGUUUCCCCGUUUCCAGUUUUUCUGCUAAGCUAAGCUAAUCGCCUGCUGGUUGUAGCUUCAUAUUUAGCGCAUAGACAUGAGAGUGGUUUCAAUCUUCUCAUCUUAACUCCUGUCAACAAAGUAAAUAAGGGUAUUUCCAAAAAUACAAUUCCUUUAAAGUCUUAUGUACGGCAAAACUAAAAGAUUGAUAUCAGGCAUAUGGGAGGUUAUAAAGCAGCAUGUAGUAUUUCUUAGUCUAUUUCAUAUUCCACUGCUCUAUGGGAUUACAUUUGUAUUUUGUGCACUCUUGGAAAGAAGUUUAGACUUUCAUAAGUCUGGAUUAAUUUUUAUUGUUAGGAGAUUAAAUACAAGUAGGUAAAUUGUCACAGCUGGCUGUACAACAACAUAACUACACUCAAGAGGGUUUGGCUUUGUUUAAAUACACACAGACAUUUAGUGUAUGUGUAGAUUUAUGGUUUGUUUUCAACGUGGCUGAGGUGGUUUGAAACAUUUGGAUCACUGUUCAUCUUUGGUGCAUUUAUAGAUGUUCUGCCUCUAAAUGCUCCUUCGAGAUAAAAUCCAAAUACUUAAGAUGUAUGUUAAUGCAAAUUGUAAAGGGGAUCAAUUCUUAAUGAUUUGUUUUUGUGUGAAUGCCAGAACAUUUAACUGAGCUAUCAGAAAAAGAAACCUCAGAACAGUCAAACGUGAAAUGUAGAAUGACAGAUACACAGAUAGAGGACCUUGAACCUUUAACUUGCUCUUAAAAAUAUUUUAGGACUCAUAUAAGAAGCUGGGACAGAAAAAAACCAAGACAUGACCCCUUACUCAUUGCCAUGGAUGUUCAUAUAAAAAUUAAUCAAAAAUGUUAGUGAUUUUUUCUUUGCAGCGUAUUUGGACUAUAAAGGAGACCUAGCUGAAAAGUGACAGAUUGAGCUUGCUGACGUCCGAUGGCUUGUAUUCUCAUAAUUGACCUCCAACCUCCACACUCGUCAUUCUUACAAAUAUUAACUGAAAAGGACAGAUUUAUUCUUUCUGUUUCUGAAUGUGUGGAGGCCAUAACAUGAAAUGAUGUACAGCGAUGGAAAAGAAACAGUAUUCGUUCAUGUCGAUGUAUAUGUUAUAUAUUGAAUAUUUUGUACAGAAUGUAUAUCGAGCAUGUGCAUACAUUGAAAUUUUAUUACCAAUAUGAUACAAUAGAACUUCGAUGUGAAUGUUUUAAGCUCUAAUUUUAGUUGUCUUAUUUUAUUUUUUAUCAUCCCCAGACAAUUAUAAUGAAAUGAACAGUUCAACACACGUAUAAGUGCUGUUUCUAGGCAGCCUAUGAAGCACAGUAUGUUGAAUACCUGUCUUGUCUUUACCAAACCUUUCCAGAGCAGAUCAUGGACAAGGCAUUUUAUAGGUAGUGAUUAAUCUCUCUCUGUUAUUUCGUAUUCUGUUCCACCUUCACUUUAACUGAAGUCAGCAGGUGCAAUGCAGCAGGUAUUUCAUGGAUGGUGACUCGGUUUAAAAACAAUUUAUAAUCCUUUCUGGACCUCACUUUUGAUUUAUUUCUUCAGAUGACCAUAGUUCACCCUGCACACACUAGAAAACCCAAACAGGAUUCGACUUGAAACUUUGACAUAGUCAUGAUAACAUGCUCAAAUUUUACUACAUUGGUUUAGGCACAGUAUAUAAUCCAAUUUCAUUUUACAAGUAAACCUGAGUCUGAUCGAUUGGACGUAGAGUGAAAUUACCUUCUAUAAAGGUGAACAUGGUGCACACAGCAAAUACUGUAACAAAAGUCCAGAAAGCUCUUUUAUUUUAGAUACACAAAUUAAAAGUCUUAUCUGGUGGUACAGCUUUGAUCCCGUCAUGGUGAAGUAAACAUGAAUAUAAUGCUUGCAUCUCACAGUAAGUUAAUCCAGAACUGGUAACUGGUAACAGUUAUGGUAACCCAGCCUAUUUAGCAUUUCUAAGCAGUAUAUAGUCAAUGUGAAAACAAUGUGACAAUGUGAAAGGGGUCGCUCAUAGUGACGAACCUACAGACAAUUAUCACCUGAAUCUGCAGCUCCCCUCAGCGUUGUGGAGGUUUAUAGGGAGUUUCAGCUCGUUGUUUAGCUGUUCAGCAACUUUACUGUUUUGGUUCACUCUCACUGCUCUCAAAGCGUUGUUUUCAGCAGCAACAUGCAGCUGUUUUUAUUGAAAAAGCUUUAAAAACCCACUGAACAUUACCUGCUCAGCACCAAACAACUGACAGACAAAGUUAGAGACUAGCUGGUGAACAUAGUGGAGCAUUUAGCAGCUACAGAGCCAGAUAUUUCCGUCAGGAGUUGGUGGAGACCAAAAACAGCUAAAAGGAGAGUGAAUAUUAUAGGACUUGCGUUCGUCAGGUGGCCAGAAACUCCAAAUGAAUGAUAAUGUUACUCUGUAACUACAUAUCAACUUAAAAGGUGAUAAUAUGUCGAUCCAUUAUUGCAGGUUUCAGGGUUUUAAUACUGUAUUUGUAAACUAUCUUAACUCAUUAUGUGAAGCAUCCACAACUGUUGAAUCAACAUGAAUAAUUUGUAAUAUAUUAUAGCAUAUCCCUGAUCUUACAUAAUGAUGUCUACAUAUGUUUAACACAUUUAUAAAUAGUUUUAAACCUGUCUGAAUGAUUUUUACAUGUGUAUGACUGGCUAAUACAUGCUUUGUUAAACUAAUGAUUAGUUAUGAUAUAUAUAGUCAUGUUAUACUGUGCUAUCAAGCAUUCAUUAGCUGUUUAUACACCAGUUAUGGAUGCUUAAUCGUAGAAGUUAUAAAUGCUGACAAAAUACAUUAAGAAACACUUAAAAAUGUCUUUAUAUUUGCUAACAACUAUAUUACAGUGUGUUAUAAACCAUUUAUCAAGUGUUUAUAUACUGCUUAGAAAUGCUAAAGAGAGGUUAACAAAGUGUUAUGUAAUAAGAAGUUUUAGAAAUCUUACUUGUUUGUGUAAAUCCAGGCAAGAGCUUGGUGUUAUUGCUUUUAUAACGUAGGCAACUUUCUAAUACUGAAACUACUUACAGGGGAGUCCUCGUCUGAACUGUCACCAAAUCUACAUUUAAGUUUUUUUGUUGUUUUUUUUUUGUCCUGCAACACUGAUGCAUAAUUCCAUAUUUUUGUCCAGAAUUAGGUAUAGCAUCUAGACUAAGGAGUUGAGAGUGUGGAAGAGCCUUGACAGUUGUGGUGUUUAGUCAUAACCAGUCAGUAUUAAUCACAAGAAGCAAGCCCUGUAAAAACUUUUAUGGCUGCAGUCUGUUUCAUCUCAUCUUAUAUGGAACUGUAAAAUAAACACAAUAAACCUUCUGAGACCCAAAGAAGCUUUAAAUGAUAUAACACACCCCACAUUUCUUUGCAGUGUUGAUAACGAAUUAAUGAAAGUAUCAAACAUACAAUUCCUGCGAUUAAAUUUUAAAUAGUAUUUCUCUAAAAUUCCAAUUGCGUUGGUUAAAAACAUUCACGGCCACUUUGACACUUGCUUGCCCGGCUGCUACUAUUAAUUUGCUGCUUGCUUGUACUGGAGACUUCCACCAGUUCAUGAAAAUGUUUACAUUUGAGGAAGUCUGCUGUUGUAACGGUGCUUGAGGCUUCUUUUAUCACUUCCCCAAAUCAAAUCCACGAUUUCUGACAAGAGCCAUAAUCACACUGCUGCUGUUGAUCAAAAGCCUUUUAUCUUCAACAUGUAGUCUUUUCUUGAUCUUGUGAAAUUCACAGUAAGGUAUCAUGAUUUGCUGGGGAUUCACAAGUCAGUCACACCAUAAACCCUCCAGCUUUAAAUGCAUUGGCAGUCAUUGAAAUGCAUUUAUUGAAAAAUGUUUUCAUACAACGGCAGUAAGGUGCUCAAAGCAGCAAAGACCCGUGACUGGAUAUUUCACAUGGACUUCAAACACCUUUUACUGUAUUUUUGACAUAAGAUUGAUUUGUCAUAGGAUGAUGUCAUAUAUCCCAAAAACAGCUACUGUUAUGUCCAAACUGUAUAUUGUUUUUGUAUAUAAAGAAUCAUGGAAAAACA
This is a messenger RNA of Siniperca chuatsi (mandarin fish), 7867 nucleotides long. RefSeq names its product phosphatase and actin regulator 2 (gene phactr2). The record is from RefSeq and is a predicted model, not a curated record. NCBI's taxonomy places the organism in Eukaryota, Metazoa, Chordata, Actinopteri, Centrarchiformes, Sinipercidae. Gene Ontology annotation, biological process: actin cytoskeleton organization. Gene Ontology annotation, molecular function: actin binding. The coding region runs from base 241 to 2121 and encodes 626 amino acids. The transcript is spliced from 13 exons.